AUGAUGCAACUACUUGAGAUUAACGUGACAUCCAACAACAUUACGAACUCCAGUAAGAACGCAAUCAAGCGCUUCUCCAGUUUCGCCACGUCUAUCUUCCACGUGCAUGAUCUUCGAGUUUCCCUCUUCCUCAUCGCGGACGAUCUCAUCCAUCUCGGUCUCGGACUUCAGUGUGUUCAAGACUUGCUGCAGAGUGGGUCGGGACCCGGGAGCCAUGAUGCGAGAAAACUGACGCACGACAUCUCUGUGUGUCUGCACUACUCCCAUGAGAAUCACGUCCACAACGGAGUACCAAGUAAGUCUGACAUCGAAGGCAGCGUCCACGACAUCGUCAGCGUUCACGUCUCAUACAUUGUCGGCCGCCCAUUGGCUGCUAUGCUUGCGAAUGACGGCGCUGACGUGUACAGCGCCGACAUUUACUCGCUGUACCUAUUCCGUCGCGGUAAGCUCAUCCCGAGCGAAGAGACGCAGGAGACGGCGUGUAAGAAGUCUCGUGUCAUCAUUACUGGCGUCCCCGUUAAGAGCUACAAGCUGCCGCUUGAGUGGGUCAGCGAAAACACGGUCAUCAUCAACGUCGCGUCCUUCAAGAACGUGGACGAUGCCGAGCUGCUUAAGAUAAAGGGCGUGCAGUACGUGCCACUGGUGGGUAAGGUCACGGUGGCCAUGCUCGAACGCAACCUGCUGCGUCUGUACGAGAACUUCCACUGGAAGCCUAAGAAGGUCUGGCAGUAAGAGUGUGAAUGAGGAUAGAGAGAACACCUCGCUCACCGCUAAAAUGCAUAAAUCUUCCUCGUUACAGGGAAAUUCA
Molecule: messenger RNA, 808 nt
Organism: Phytophthora infestans T30-4
Lineage: Eukaryota; Oomycota; Peronosporomycetes; Peronosporales; Peronosporaceae
Product: methylenetetrahydrofolate dehydrogenase [NAD+], putative
Exons: 5
Coding region: 1-732 (243 amino acids)
Source: RefSeq, a predicted model, not a curated record